Clunio marinus is the source of this 387-nucleotide messenger RNA. NCBI's taxonomy places the organism in Eukaryota, Metazoa, Arthropoda, Insecta, Diptera, Chironomidae. The record is from the annotation of a GenBank genome assembly.
AUGUUCACCGUGCAUUUGUUUUUCUUAGUCGUGAACACUCUUGAUUUUGCUUUAAUGAGCUUUAGGCCCUUUAAAAAAUGUAAUUAUUUCGAAAAUAUAGAAUUUAAAAAUAUGAUAUUGAUCAUAUGUUUUCAUUCACGUCUUUUUAGUCGUGAACAACUUACUACUUUUGGAAAACAUAUAAAUGAAGAAUUUCAUUUAUUCAAAAUUCAGUUAUUCGAAAAUUGGCCAAAAAUGAACUACUUAAAUGUUGAAAAGAUAUGGAUUUUUCUUAUGCUACCUACCACAUUAUGUGUUGCACCCAAUAAGAGUCGUCGUGUAAAAACGGAUGAGAUUUUAACUCCAGUAGUGAUGGAAGCAGGAAAAAAAGGCCAAAGACUCAAUUGA